Penicillium malachiteum is the source of this 1839-nucleotide messenger RNA. It is a transcript of the gene pbs2, whose product is annotated as mitogen-activated protein kinase kinase PBS2. Gene Ontology annotation, biological process: protein phosphorylation; MAPK cascade; cellular hyperosmotic response. The coding region runs from base 1 to 1839 and encodes 612 amino acids. NCBI's taxonomy places the organism in Eukaryota, Fungi, Ascomycota, Eurotiomycetes, Eurotiales, Aspergillaceae. The transcript is spliced from 3 exons. Gene Ontology annotation, molecular function: ATP binding; MAP kinase kinase activity. The record is from RefSeq and is a predicted model, not a curated record.
AUGACCGCCAACCGCGAUUUCGCCUUGGAGGUCCCCCCGACCGAAGAUGACCGCAGUCCAGCCACCGGAGGCAUUUCCCCCGUCUGUCCAAUUUCUCCAGGCAUCACACCUGGAGCCCAUUUAUCCACUCCUACCCUCCUCCCAUCUCGCGAUACCCCCGCAGGCAUGACCUCCUCAUCAACACAUUUGGGCCAAAUCAACGCCGCCCGACGGGGCGCCGGCGCUACCGGCGGUGCCUCACCUCGCCCUUUGGCACAGGCUUCUAUGAGCGCACAAGGAAGUGGAGGAUUAAAUCAAGAUAUCAUGGCCAAGAUGAAGGCGUUCUCCCUCUCUCGACAAGGUGUCCCAUUGCCGCAUACCGCGUCCACGGGGAGAAUACCCACAUCCAAUGAAAUGGGCGCAGGUGCGGUCCCGGGCGCAGCCAGCCCCGCAUCGCCUAAGCCUUCGGGGAUGGGUAGGCGUAUGAAGCCUCAACUGAGGUUGUCGGAGAUGAGCGGCGGAUCGCCUCCUCCACCAAACGGCGAAAGCAAACCAGCAGAGCAGAACGGUGGAGAGUCGGCCUUCAGUAAAUAUGCCGAGUUCAUCGACACAAAAGCCGGGACUCUGAAUUUCAAGAACAAGGCCAUUCUACAUGGCGGAGGUGUUGAGUUUUCGUCAGGCCACAGCUUCAAGAUCUCUCUGGAUGAAGUAGAUCGUCUAGAUGAGCUUGGAAAGGGAAAUUACGGGACAGUUUACAAAGUUCGACACAGUCGACCUCAACUUCGGAAACCAGGCUUGGGCUUGAGUGGCAUUGUCAGUCGGCCAAUCGGCCUUGAUGACAGCGGUGAUACCGCAGGUCAAGAAAAUUUGUCAGGAGUGAUUAUGGCAAUGAAGGAAAUUCGAUUAGAACUGGACGAGGCAAAAUUCGCCCAGAUCAUCAUGGAGUUAGAUAUUUUGCAUCGUUGCGUGUCUCCCUUCAUCAUCGACUUCUACGGAGCAUUCUUCCAAGAAGGCGCAGUCUAUAUGUGUGUUGAGUAUAUGGAUGGUGGUUCCAUUGACAAGAUAUACAAGGGCGGCGUGCCAGAGAAUAUUCUGCGCAAGAUGACACUGUCCACCAUCAUGGGUCUGAAAGCGCUCAAGGAUGAGCACAACAUUAUUCACCGUGAUGUCAAGCCGACAAACAUUCUUGUGAACAGUAAAGGCCAAGUCAAGAUUUGCGAUUUUGGUGUGAGUGGGAACUUGGUGGCUAGUAUUGCAAAGACCAACAUCGGUUGUCAAAGCUACAUGGCACCUGAGCGUAUCGCAGGCGGCGGUAUGCAACAAUCAGGAGCGCCAAGUGCUGGGACAUAUAGCGUGCAAAGCGAUAUUUGGAGUUUGGGAUUGUCGAUUAUUGAGUGUGCUAUGGGAAGAUACCCCUACCCGCCGGAGACGUUUACCAACAUCUUCAGCCAGCUACACGCAAUCGUUCAUGGAGAUCCUCCAACUCUUCCUGAAUCUGGAUACUCUGAUGAAGCACACUCAUUUGUGCGUGCCUGUCUCGAUAAGAACCCGAAAAACCGACCUACCUACAGUGCGUUGAUCCGCCACCCAUGGCUGGAGCCUCUCAUGCGGCCACCAAGUGAGGCCGAAGAGGCUGCAUCUGAGGAGGCUGAACCUGAGGUUCCUGCGCCCGGCGAGAAAGUCCCGUCUUCUGUGACCGAAGACAAGGAAGUUGCCGAUUGGGUACUCAAGCAACUUGAAUUGAAACAGCAGGGUCUUCUCGUAGCCGGCGAGAAGCCUGCCCUUCAUACCGUGGCUCUGGACAAGGUCGGCUCUAGUCCUGCUGAAGAGAAUCCACCCACAACAUCGCUGGAUGGGUGA